Messenger RNA from Lates calcarifer (barramundi perch), 1935 nucleotides. Its product is annotated as hatching enzyme 1.2. Gene Ontology annotation, biological process: proteolysis. The record is from RefSeq and is a predicted model, not a curated record. Bases 977 to 1780 code for a protein of 267 amino acids. NCBI's taxonomy places the organism in Eukaryota, Metazoa, Chordata, Actinopteri, Centropomidae. Gene Ontology annotation, molecular function: metalloendopeptidase activity; zinc ion binding. The transcript has 9 exons.
UGUAUCAUCAGAAAACAGAAUAAACAUUCAUCUAGAAGCAAAACUCAGUGUAAACCUUUACAGGUGAUCAGCAAUAUUCACAUUUUCUGUCACUGUCACAUUGCUGACCCUCAUGAACAGGGCCUGGUGUAGCUGCUGAGUAAACACACGCAGAUAAUCAAACGUAGAACAUACUGUCGUUGAUAAGCCUUUUUCUGGCCUUACUCUGAAUGACAGACUCAGCACUCUCUCUCUCUCUCUCACACACACACACACACACACCUACACCUGUGGGUACAAUCCAUUAUCUAUCACCUUUAAUUCUGAAGAGAUAUAGAGUGGACAAAAUAACAGCUGCGCUCUGUGAAAUAUUACACCAUCGAGUAUAUUAAAUAUUACAUUUGUUGGAAAAGCACCUGAUUCAGCCUUAUGGCUGUGUGUAGUUGUUUUGUAGUGAACUGCUUUAGAUUGUAAGGUGCUCCUUUGCACAUACAGUAUAUUGGCUUUAUGCUGCACACCUCCAUAUGUGAGGUACUGUUAGAAUAGGUUCAUCUUAAUAAUUAAAGUACAGAAAUAUGGUUUCAGUUAUACAUUAUAAAAAUAAUUGAGGUAAGCUGAACAUUUAGAACUGAACAUUAAUCACAAGGUUUAGGAACUUUGUGUUAAAUGAAUACAGUCCAUGGACAUGAAGAAAUGAAGAGAACAAAUCAGACAUAUCAGUGAGUUUUUGUCAAUUAUUUCAGCCUGUUUUGUACAGUAUAAUGGUAAGUGCAGCAAGUGUCUUUUUUCCCACCCACAAUGGUAUGGAGGUAUUUCUGUCUGCUUAUCUGUCUGUGCAUUAUGUGACUGAUAGGUAGGCCAGUUUAGCUGAUUCUUUAGGUUUUGUUGUACUCAGAUAAUCUAUAUUUGGGCUUCCUGGCACAGCUGAACAUAUAUAAAAACCUGGAGUCAAACCUCAGAUGUACAAGUCCACACAGAGAAUCCAAGGUCUGCUGGGAUGGCUCACAUGUCUGUUUUCAGGUUCUCCGCUCUGGCUCUGCUGCUUCUGUCUGCCUGCUGUUGGGCCGACACUGAGGCAGAGGCGGACUCUGAGCUUUCUGUCUCUGAACUUCUGGAGAGAGCCAACAGCAAUCUGAUCCGCUCAGACGAUGAUCCCAUCCUGACUGGAGGAGACAUUGCCAUCGACAGUGAGGCCGAGAGAAAUGCCGAUCCCUGCACCAGCCGAGGCUGCAUGUGGGGAAAGUGGACUGAUGGGAAGGUCUACAUUCCUUAUUACAUCGCCAGUCACUUCUCCUCCCGUGAGAAGGCCAUCAUCACCCGUGGACUGGAGUCCUUCUCCUCCUUCUCCUGCAUCCGCUUCAGGCCCAGCAGAAGCAGUGACCGCGACUGGCUGAGCAUUGAGUCCAAGAAUGGCUGCUACUCCUACGUUGGCCGUCGCGGUGGUAAGCAGGUGGUGUCUCUGGCCCGUCGAGGAUGCCUUUACCAUGGCACUGUCCAGCAUGAGCUGCUCCACGCUCUGGGAUUCAACCAUGAACAAACCCGCUCUGACAGGGACAAUCACAUCAAAGUCCUGCUGCAGAACGUUCAGUCUGGAAUGGAGCACAACUUCAGGAAGAUUGCCACCCUCAACCAGGGCACUCCCUAUGAUUACAACUCUGUCAUGCAGUACCACAAGUAUGCCUUCUCUAGGAACAACCAGCCCACCAUGCUCCCAAUCCCUAACUCCAAUGUGUCCUUUGGCAAUGCCAAGGAGAUGAGCCGCAAUGACAUUGCCAGGCUCAACACUCUCUACAAGUGCUAGGAAGCCUGUCCAGAAGUUCUGACAGACAGAGCAGAGGAAAUAUUGUCUCCUGAUGCUCACUGAACAGAAGCUGCAGACCUGAACUCAUCAGCAAAAUCACAGGCAAUGAUUAUCUAAUAAAGUUUCUCUGACUGGAACACAACAGUCUCUCUUCA